GUGGACCUGUACCUGCAGCAGCUGGCGGAGCUGGAGCUGCUGUUCUCAGGGGCGCAAGCUGGUGGUGGGGCUGAGAGCCAGGAGCUGGAGGGGAGGAUGCAGCUGGCCGAGGAGAUGCUGCGGACCAUCCUCGGGGAAGCCUUGAGCCUGCAAGCCUCUGACAGGUCUCUGGAAAGCCGCCUGGCCAGGAUGAAGGGGCAAGGAUCCAGCUCCCAGAGCCGCUUGGAUGAGAUUAAAGCGACGGUGGAGAGGCUGAGGUCUCUCGGGAGCCGGUACGAGAGCCACAUGCAAGCCGCCAACACCAUCGAGCAAGCGGCGAAGGCGGCGUGGGAGGACGCGGGGCAUGCGCUGGAGCUGGUACGCGCGGCUGCCGGUUGGUGCUUCUCCAGAGCCCACUAUGGUGCUGGGAUUUUGCCCGCCACAGGCAGGGUGUACGAGGACCUGAAGUCACUUGCUGAAGGCCUGAAGGCUGAGGCUGAUGGGUUGGCCUCCGAGGCAGACAAGGCUUAUCAGGGCAGCCUGGUGCUCCUCAACUCCCUGUCCCGCCUGAUGAAGACCGACAUCGGGUCCUUUGAGGGGGAAGCAACCCGGUUGGAGCAGGACAGCAGCGCUCUCCUGAGCGUGGUGGACACCUACAUGGCACAGUACAGGCAGCUGCAGAGCCGUACGGGGCGCUGGGAGGAAGAAAUCAAGCAGCUGCUGCGAAGGGGAGAGGGCGAGAGAGCGACGCUGACGCAGCUGCUGUCCCGAGCCAACCUCGCCAGGAGCACAGCCCUGCAAGCCAUGAGCGCUGGCAACGCCACCUUCUACGAGGUGGAACAGAUCCUGAAGAGCCUCCGGGAGUUUAACCUGCAAGCAGAUGACAAGAGAAGGGAAGCCGAAGAUGCCAUGAGGAGGCUACCGAUUAUCAGCAGCAUGGUGGCAAGUGCCAGGGAGAAAACGGACCGAGCUGAAACCACCCUGGGCAGCGCCGCUUCCGAAUCCAAGGCGGCCAGCAGCACGGCGGGUGAAGCGAAGGAGAUCACCGUGGGGAUCCAGCAGGAGAUUACGCGGCUGAAGGUGGAAGCCAACAAGACAGCCGAUGGUGUCCUUGUCCUGGAGAAAGCAGUGGCCACCCUGCAGCGCGAGGCCAAGGAAGUGGAUGGUGAAUUUGAGAGGAAGCUUUUGGAGGUUGAGGCAGAUGCUGCUGUGAUACAGGAGACAGCUCAGGAAGCUCAGAGGGUCCAUGGCAAGGCUGGCCAGGCAGGGGUGAUCGUGCAGGAGACGUUGAGCGCCCUGGAAGAGCUGCUGCGUCUAAUGAACCAGCCUGGUGCCGUGGAUCAAGAUGGCCUGAAGCAACUUGAGAUGAAUUUUAGCAAAGCCAAAACGAGAAGCAGCCAGCUGAAGGAUGAGAUGUCGGAGCUGGAGCAGACAGUCGCGCUGCAGAAGGCCCGGGUGCGGACGCUGGAGAGCAGCAUUGACGAGAUCCUGGCGGAUAUUAAGAACCUGGAGGAUAUCCAGAGGAAUCUUCCUCCAGGCUGCUACAACACGAAAGCCAUUGAGUUGCCGUGA
Messenger RNA from Cariama cristata (Red-legged seriema), 1551 nucleotides. RefSeq names its product laminin subunit gamma-2-like. Lineage: Eukaryota; Metazoa; Chordata; Aves; Cariamiformes; Cariamidae. The transcript has 11 exons. The record is from RefSeq and is a predicted model, not a curated record. The annotation marks the transcript as partial.